Messenger RNA from Panicum virgatum (switchgrass), 1225 nucleotides. Its product is annotated as RNA-binding protein 42-like. The transcript has 6 exons. Lineage: Eukaryota; Viridiplantae; Streptophyta; Magnoliopsida; Poales; Poaceae. The record is from RefSeq and is a predicted model, not a curated record. Gene Ontology annotation, molecular function: mRNA binding. The coding region runs from base 231 to 920 and encodes 229 amino acids.
ACACCCUUCGUCCCCGCGGUCCGCACGCUACUUCCCCGAGACGCCACACGAUCACACCACCACAACCGGAAGACACCACAGCCUUUCUCUCGCCAACCGCAACCUCGCACAGCCGGACCGGCGGAUCCCUCGACCGCGCGCCACCGUUCAGCAACCCAGCGCUCCGGCGAUCCGGCCUCGACCCCGGCGCGGCUCCGCCCCUGUCGACCGUCUUCCCCGCCGCGACCGCGAUGUCGACGCAGUCCAUUUCGCCGGCGGCCGCGACCCCGUCCUACUUCCCCGUGCCCUUCCACCUCCAGAACCCGCAGUACGCCGCGUGGCCUGCGGCAGCCGCCGCGGCGCCGGCGGUGGCGCCGGUGCCCGUGCCCGCGUACAACGCCGUCUACCCCUUGCCCCAGGUUCAGCAGGCACAACAGUUGUUCCAGAAGGACUCAAAGAUAAUCACUCCUGAGGCUCUAGCUACUGUUAAGGCUGCUAUUGCAAAUAGCGAGAAAGACAAGAAGGUUGAAGCAACAAAGAAGGUAGUGCCUCGAAAGGCAGCGGGGCAAAGUUGGGAGGACCCAACCUUGGCUGAUUGGCCUGAAAAUGAUUUCCGUUUGUUCUGUGGUGAUCUUGGAAAUGAAGUGAAUGACGAUGUUCUUACCAAGGCAUUCUCAAAAUAUCCAUCCUUUAACAUGGCCAGGGUUAUACGGGAUAAAUGGACUGGUAAGACUAAAGGAUACGGUUUUGUUAGUUUUGCAAAUGCGUCUGAUCUUGCUGCUGCCUUGAAAGAGAUGAACGGUAAGUAUGUCGGAAACCGGCCAAUCAAAUUACGGAAGAGCACAUGGAAGAACAGGAUAGACUUUGAAGCAUUGGAGAAGGGGAAGACUCAACCACAGAAGAAAAUCAAACCGCAGAAAAGAAGUGUCCUUCACAAGUGAAACUGAUAAAUUCUGCAUGUUCAUCGUCUCAGUAUCAAUAUCUGAGAAGGUUGUCUGAAGUUUGACAGCUCCACUAUCCUGCCUGUUGCGAGCCAUGUGCCACUUUGGUGGAUGGGAAGUCUAGCGAAGUAAUUAGCAUGCAAUAACUUGUUCCAUGAGUGUAACGUGGUCUGCGCAUCAUUCCAACCUUUUUAUGGAAUUGUAGAUGUAAAUACUCUAGUGACUAGUGUCUAAUGGUGAACCAUUCUGUGAUUGGAUGAGAUCCAUGUAUAAUACUAGAAGAUUUGUGGACGUUAUUGGUGCCU